This is a messenger RNA of Schistosoma guineensis, 261 nucleotides long. Lineage: Eukaryota; Metazoa; Platyhelminthes; Trematoda; Strigeidida; Schistosomatidae. The record is from the annotation of a GenBank genome assembly.
AUGUUUCCCCUUGUUGUCAUUUUGUUUGUUCUUUUCGAAGGGGUAAAUGGAGGUGGAAAAGCGCCAAUGCUCAUUAGUAUACCUAGAGAGUUUUUCCCAAAAGAAACUGUAACAGAGGUGGAACCAACUUGGGAAAUUACAACAACCACAAUAGAACCUACGACUGAAGAUAGUGAAGAAUCAUCGUCAAUAUAUCAAAUUCUACUAAAUUUACUUCACAAAUUAUGGGCAAUGGUGAAAUAUUUACUGAACUUUCUGUAA